This is a messenger RNA of Macrosteles quadrilineatus (aster leafhopper), 1308 nucleotides long. RefSeq lists its product as uncharacterized. Bases 144 to 1289 code for a protein of 381 amino acids. The record is from RefSeq and is a predicted model, not a curated record. The transcript is spliced from 5 exons. NCBI's taxonomy places the organism in Eukaryota, Metazoa, Arthropoda, Insecta, Hemiptera, Cicadellidae.
CUUCCAACUGCGCAAGUCAUAUUUGAGUUAGGUACAUCGUGCCACUUAAAGGCAAUUAGUUGUAAUUUAUCAGUAUCUUGAUGUGACAGCAAAAUUAUAUUCACCCCGAUCUGCCUUCAGUUGUUCAUGGUCUUUUCAUUGCCAUGGAACAAACAUUACCUGUACUCUUUGGAAUCCUUUUGGUUCUAUUUAUCCUUACUGCUGGAAUAUCUGCAAAGGCAAAAACUAAUGGCCACGUACUUUUCACCACUCACCAUAAUCAAAUACCGGUAUUUAAGGGGCGGUUGGUUCAGGACCCAGAUAUGGAAAUGAAGCCUAAGGACCAGAGGAAAGAUUCAACGCAAUAUGAUCUGCCAUUGACCAAAGUCGAAAGUAAAAAUUUGCUUGUUGAAUGCGAAGAAAAGGAAGAAAAAGAAGAAAAGGAAGAAAAGAAAAAAAUGGUAGCUAAAGCGUUCUUAUACAGCCAAGAAGGAUUCUUGGUUGAUGAAUUGAUACUGGAAUACAGUAAAGACGUUUGUAAACAAGUGAAAGAUUACAUUUCUCUUGAUGAGGGGAAAUUCGAAAUGAAGACUGCCGGUCGCGAAUAUGACGAGUUGGAAUUUAACAUUGAGUACCGGUUUGCUAAUGAACUAUAUUCCGUAAAAGAAGACCAUAAGUGCUACAAAAGAAAUUACAAGAUCAUCACCCUCGAUUACGUGGCCAUUUUGAAAAGGGAUCUACUAACCAAAAUAGAAUGUAAAGAAGGCUCUGCGACGGGUGCUGCUGGAGGUUCAACUGGUGGUAUUAAGCAUAUAGCAGAGGAUGGUUUAUAUGAGAUAUGGGAUUUUAUCAAAGGUUCCCCUCGCAAUGAGCCUAUCGUUUCCUCUUUUACCGAUGAACCCGGCCAAGAUUUCAAGCUCACGUGCCGAGAAUAUGACAUGAACGGAGAGCGAAGUGGGACCAUGGCAUCAGGACUCAUUACGUAUCAGAAAAUAAUAGUAGACAGACUGUUUCUAGACUCCUGUUCAACCAAAACUGAUGGGAUAUACAUUGGAAAGAUGACUGAGGAAAAGCCGCGCCGCAGGAAUUACUUUGCAAUCGUAUUUAGAAACAAAGAUGGACAAUGUUUCUCGAGGGAAAUUUCUAAAGUUCAACGUAACAGUUUUGACGCAUCAUAUUACAUAAAGAGAAGCAAACCGGAGAAAGUCAAGUGUCGAAAGGAUUGGAAGAGUGGAAAGGAGUUGAACAUCAAAGGACUAGCAUGGUACAAAAAACUGUUCAAGCUAAUCAAAUCCCUACUGCGAUUGUGAUAUAAAUCAUCGUAACUGA